Messenger RNA from Eutrema salsugineum, 1537 nucleotides. Its product is annotated as immune-associated nucleotide-binding protein 13. The transcript has 6 exons. NCBI's taxonomy places the organism in Eukaryota, Viridiplantae, Streptophyta, Magnoliopsida, Brassicales, Brassicaceae. Gene Ontology annotation, molecular function: GTP binding. Bases 387 to 1406 code for a protein of 339 amino acids. The record is from RefSeq and is a predicted model, not a curated record.
GGAAUAUCCUGCAACAACAAAUGCUUUCCCACGAGUCUUCGGGGUAAUGACCAAUUCUAUGAAUAAUAACACUAGACUGAUAAUCUUAAUUGUAUUAUUGCUAUCUGGAUCAGUUUGCUUGCUCUUAUCUUCUUUUCUUUUUUCGUUUCCUUGCUUUUUGCUAUAAACCCUGCCUAACAAAAAGAUCUGUCAAAUCCAAUUAAUCUUUCAAAUGAGAUUUUGAGUUCCCAAUCUUUCAGAAAUGAGAUUUUCAUUAAUCUUUCAAAUGAGAUUUUCAGUUCUAAUUUGUCACUUAGUGGCAGCUUCAGGGCUCUUCUUUCAGGCAAUGUAAAAGGAAACAAAGAGAAAGAAGAGAGUAUAGCAGUGUGAUUGGACCACCAAAAUGAAUGGAAGCGAUGCCUUGUGAUUCAAGUGAAGUAUAUGUGGACGUUGAUUGGAAACCUGAAAGAACCCUAGUCCUGCUUGGUCGAACGGGGAAUGGUAAAAGUGCAACUGGAAAUAGCAUCCUAGGAGAAACUAAGUUCCGGUCAAGACCAGGAGGAAGAUCCAUUACCAAAAAGUGUGAGCUACAUCAAUCCAAUCUACCAAAUGGUCAGAAAGUCAAUGUUAUAGAUACUCCUGGUCUGUUUACUGCUUCCUCGACGCAAGACUUUACAAUCAGAGAAAUCGUUAGAUGCUUACGUCUGGCUAGAGACGGUAUAGAUGCAGUGCUUCUUGUUUUCUCUGUGAGGAAUCGGUUAACAGAAGAGGAACAGUUAACGCUUCGCACACUAAAGAUCCUUUUUGGGAAUGAUAUUGUUGAUUACAUGAUUGUUGUUUUCACCAAUGGAGACGAGUUUGAUGAUGGAGGGAGUCUGGAUGAGUAUUUAGAGGAUUGUCCAGAGUUUCAAGAAAUUCUCAUGGAAUGUGAUGGCCGUAAGGUGUUGUUUGACAAUAGGCGUAAAAUCUCUAAAAGCAAGAACGACAAGCAAGUCCAGGAUCUUCUCAACCUUGUUGAGCAAGUCUCAAAGAAGAACAAUGGAAAAUCUUUUAUGGCUGACAUAUUACUUGAGCUAAAGGAGAACGAGGAGACGUUCGAGGAAAAGCAGAAGCAGAUUGAAGAAAUGAAGGGUCGGUCUUCAAAACAUGAGAUAUCCCAAGUGAAGAAAGAAGUAGAGAAAUCUUACAACGAAAUGCUAGAGGGAAUAAAAGAAAAGAUCUCUAAUCAGCUGAAGGAAUCGAUGAAGGAUGUGAAGGAGCAAUUAGCUAAAGCACAAGUAGCAAGAGAGGAAACCGAGAAAAAGAUGUCAGAAAUUCAGAAACUAUCUUCUGAUGAGAUCAGGAGGCUAAGAGAACAACUCAACAAAGCUGAGAAAGAGACUGCUUCUUUACGUAACGAACUCAACAAAAAAUGCUCUGUUCUGUAAGCAUCAUAUGUCUAUAUGCUCUGCUUCUACGAUCAUUUCAAUCACUAAUUAGAUCAAAUACCAUAGUAAUUAUAGAUUUAAUAUGUAACAAUAAAAAACAAGAGUAAUGUCUUCAUCAUCACACAAACACC